Glycine soja is the source of this 1831-nucleotide messenger RNA. RefSeq lists its product as uncharacterized. The coding region runs from base 506 to 1525 and encodes 339 amino acids. The transcript is spliced from 7 exons. Lineage: Eukaryota; Viridiplantae; Streptophyta; Magnoliopsida; Fabales; Fabaceae. The record is from RefSeq and is a predicted model, not a curated record.
UCAAAUCCCUAAUCUCUCAAUUACAACUGCAACUACUUUUCCCUCCAAUUUCGCUUCACCACACAUGCAUGGAUUCUUUGAUUUUCAUCUUCUCUCGCGUUUUCUGAUUCUGAUCAUAGGGUUCCUUAUCCCCCAACUUUAUUGCUUCCUCACGCGUCUUUAUCUUUUUUUCUUUUCGUUGAUCCAACCUUUUCCACUAAAGCUUCGAUUUUUUGCUUUUUAUUUUUUUUUAUCUUUUUUGUAGUUUGUUUGUAUUGUUUCGUUAGGGAAUUAGGAAUCUUCGAUUUUCAAGCGCCGCUUAUAUCCUUUGUUUGCUGUUAAUUAUUAUGGUUCUGUUGUGUGUAUGUGGCUGAAGUGUCGUGAGAAUUUUACUUCUUUUUCUGUUGUGGUAGUUUUGUUUUGCAGUGAAACAAAAGCAGUGCAGUGAAUGGCUGUUACUAAUGUAUUUUCCUGUGUUGUUAUGUUUUCAGAUAGUUGUUAACAGAGUGAUUUGGGAGCUUUUGAUAUGUCGAGUGGAUCCGUGAGACGGGUUUCCCGUCAAGAUAUCCAGCUGGUGCAAAAUCUCAUAGAACGAUGUCUACAACUGUAUAUGAGCCAGAAAGAAGUUGUGGAAACACUAUUAGCUCAAGCAAAAAUAGAGCCUGGUUUCACUGAACUAGUUUGGCAAAAGCUUGAAGAAGAAAAUGAAGAAUUCUUCAAGGCUUAUUAUGCAAGAUUGGUUUUGAAGCAGCAAAUAAUGCAAUUCAACAAAUUGCUGGAUCAGCAAGUGCAAUUAAUGCAGUUACACUCAAGUACUGUUGCAUCACUACCUACAUCUAACGGGUCACAUAUCCCUGCAGUGUCAUCACUACCUAGCUCUAAUGGGUCACAUAUCCCUGCAAUACCUGAGAAUCCAGCAUGCUACACUGCAGACCGAACCCAAACAAGUUUGAAGCCAGAAAAUAUGCAACAUCAUGUUGAUUCCAGAUUAUCUAAUGUGUUUAAUAAUGGCGGGUCAUCACUACAUACAAGUAUGCAUGCUGCAGUUGAUAUGUCUGCUCAUGGUAAUAGGAUUAAUGGCCCUUCUAGCAUGCUUUCUGCUCAAAGCGCAAACAUGGGUCUGAUACAAGGAAUCAAUGGUGGUGGAAUGAUCAAAUCUGAGCCUGGAUAUUCUGGUUGUUCUCCUUACAUGUUUGGUACUGAUGGAAAUGUCCUGGAGACACGCCCAACUAUUGGUGGUGCUUCAGUCACAUCAUUCACUAAUGUUGAGUCCAACUCACAUUCUCUGAAUGAGGUGGUCCUAGAUCCAGACACUUCUUCAUUUGGAUUUCUGGGGCAGAUUCCCAGAAAUUUUAGCCUUUCAGAUCUGACUGCUGAUUUUUCUCAGAGUUCUGCUUCUUAUUUGACAGAUAUACUGGAGACCUAUUCUAGGUCACCCUUCCUAGCUACGGAUAAUGAGAACUUCCUUGACAGAGGAGAACAGGACAAUAAUAGGCUGGACUCCAUAUCAGAAGGCUUGAGUUAUGAAGACUUUGGGAGUGAGUGAAUAGUUGAUACCAUUUAGUCAUCGAACUUUCAGGUUGAACAAAAUGCUUAAAAUGUUGUACAUAAAACUUUAGAGGUUUUGAAAUUUUAACUGUUGGAUGAACAUAUGCAUUGGUGUGUAGAAAGUGCACUCAUCUCAUUCUUGGUGAUGGGAAAUGAAAGUUGGAAUGCUUGCAUAGAAGGGAAAGACUUGGUGCAAAUAAAUAAUAAUCUUUUUUUCCCUUGUGUGUUUGGCCUUUUGUAAUAUGCUUAUUCUUCAUUGUGUUGAUACUAGAAUUAAUAUAAUUGUGUUUUGUUUUUUGUCCGA